Messenger RNA from Aplysia californica (California sea hare), 8048 nucleotides. Its product is annotated as mitogen-activated protein kinase kinase kinase 4. The record is from RefSeq and is a predicted model, not a curated record. Gene Ontology annotation, biological process: MAPK cascade; protein phosphorylation. The transcript has 24 exons. Gene Ontology annotation, molecular function: protein kinase activity; ATP binding. Lineage: Eukaryota; Metazoa; Mollusca; Gastropoda; Aplysiida; Aplysiidae. The coding region runs from base 45 to 5144 and encodes 1699 amino acids.
AUCUAAUAAUAGGCUAGGCCUAGCCAUCCAAUACACUUUCCAUCAUGGCCGACGACACUGAAGAAGACAAAAGAGGAAGUUCUCCAAAGGAAAAUUUUAAUCCUUUGGAUGAAGGCGACUCAGAUGUGUUUACUUCGACAUAUUUACGGCAGAUGUCUAAUGGAGAGAACUGGGGAGAUGAUGAUGAUGAUGAUAACAGUUCUGACAACAAUGGAGAGGGUGGACCCAGUGAUGAAGAGCAGGAUGGGCGGACUUUGGGUCAGCAGUACUCUAUCACUCCGCCACAGCCGCGAUUGCGAAAAAGGCUGAAGGAAAAAAAUAGCUUGAAAGGGCGCUUGGAUCGUUCAUACAAGGAAUAUUUGAUAAACAAGCGCCAGCAGCAAUCAAAAGCUCCUGUAAACAUUAUAAAAAAUGAAUUUCAAGCUGAUCCUGCCCUGUGUAAUCUUAGUGAGUUUGAUUCAGAUGACAAUCUAGAUAGGGAUGUGUUGAGGGAACGGAAAGAUAGGUGGCGUAGAGAGAGCAAGGAGAGUAAGAAAACCUUGUCAAAGCUGCGCUUAACUGACCGUGAGGAGAAACGAUUGUCUGAAGAUUUUGGUGUGCUUGGUGUUACUGACAGUGUUGGUCCCACAUCACACCUACCUCUGGAGGGUUCUGGUCGGUUCAUGAGUGUGAAACAAAAACUAAUGCUGCCUAUUAGCGCUGAAUCUCGUGCUCGAAGACUGGUGAGUGAGCCCCGGGUUUGUCCCAAGGAUAGAGAGGACUUCCAUGCUAAGUUUGCCUUACUUAUCAAUCUGGGCACAGAGGCCAAGAAAGAUAGGGAAAAACUGUCAGCAUGUAAACGCCAGAUGAGUGAGGAGCAAGAGCUGUGGCGCUCAAGUGUGAUUGAGGUAAUCUGGUUGGAACUUCGUGCUUACAUCAACAAUGGCAGAACUCCAGAAGAACAGUUUCAGUUACUGAAAAUGGAGCGCCAGCAGAAUGAAAAAGUUAUCGAUGAUAUCACUAACUUUUGUUUUGCUGACGCCUUUUCUCAAGAAUGUCCUGACAGUGCCCUCCUUCGGGAUUCUCCUGCUGCAAACAUAUCUUUGUUCACAGACCAGCUUUUCAGGGAACAUGUUACCCGCAGUGUGUCUGCCUCUUUUUCCGAUGUGAACCUGUCUGAUGAGACUGUGUGCCUCCAAGAGAAAGCUCUUGUUCAGGUACAGAGCUUGUUGGAGAGACUUGAUCGUUAUGAGAGUUGUUACAGCACGGCAAAAGCUUGUAAACAGGAUAAUAUCAAGUUCAAGGAUCCUGUCUUUGAGAGGAGGGUGAAGUGCUUAAAUCUAUGGCUGAACAUUACUUGUGAUUUGUGCCAGAAGCUGAAACUGUUCGGUCGAAUUAUUGGGGCUCAUUCACGAGAUAUACAGUGGCCUUUAGUGAACUUUGAGUUCCCCACUCCUCAACCUCGUGAGUUUUUGGCAAGUCCUAGGGCAAGUAUUCCCAAUGUCCUUGAGACAGAACCCACCGACUCCUCUGAGGAAGAUAUUGAGGAGAGUGGUUUGGAAGAGAAGGAAGAAGGGGGUGGUGGGGACGAACCCAGGGACAGUUCAGAGGCCAGCAGGGAAGAAACUCCACAGAGUGAGAACAAACAAUUCCUCAGCCCCCCGUGCAAGCAAGUUAAGUUUCAGUGUGGGGGGGACAACAGUGAGCAUCCGUCACCGUGCCCAAGCCCAGGCCCUGUGCCCGCGGAGGGUAACCUGCCCCUAGACACAAGCACACCUGUCCGAGGCUUGUCCCAGAUCACACUCACUAGCGCAGGCUCCUCUGUGCUGAGCUUGUCACGAGCUUCUAGUGAUCUAAGCCUAGAUGAUAGUCGGCAGGUUCGCUCCUCCAUCUACAGACAUUAUGUAGAAAAGUGCCUUCGCAAGAUGGGCCUCCAGAGACUGAAUAUCAGACUGCGAGAUUUGUUUCAUCGCAGUUUGAAUAGAGCGAAGGAGGCAUUGGAGCGGCCAAAGGAAGCUUGUUACUCUGACAGCAGUGUUGAUGGACAGCAACCAGAGGAAGAUCGUGUCUUCUCAGAAGAGGCAACAUCAUCGAGUGGUCGCAGGCCUUCAUUCAAUCGUGGCAGCAGUCUCUCUGAACAUGGGGAGUGGAGUCAACAGUUUAUAGAGAUGGGUCUUCCUUCGUUCCGUCCCACAUACUUGUUCAUUGUAAGGAUACAAGUGGAUGUCAUCCAUGAGUGUCUCAAGCUGAGGAAGGACCAACGGCCAAUUGGUGACCCUUCUUUCCUCAGUAUACGACAGCUAAUUCGUGAGUGCAAAGAGGUUUUGAAAGGUGCAUCACUAGUCAAACAGUACUAUCACUACAUGGUGAAUGCCGUCAUCUGGGAUGAACAGGAGGCAGAGGCCAAGUUUGAGAAAGACCUGGUAGAGUUUGAUGAAGAUAUGAAGAGCAUGCUGGAUGUCUACUUCAACUACUUACAGAGUUGGAUCUACAUGCUGCAGAGUUUACCAGAGGCUUCACUGGGCAUGAAGAGUGCCCUAGAGGAGGAAUGGACAUUUACCAAGUCCAUAUGUCCUUUUGUAAUGGGAGGAGAAGCAGAGGCAGGCAAGAAGUUCAGUGCCCUAGCCAGCAGCCUACUCAGCUCCAUUGCAGACUUUGUAGAUACUGGUAUUGAUGACAAUACCAGAAACCUCUACGAUGACGAUUUCCCAGAGGAGGAUUGUGAUGAAGAGGAAGAUGAGGGAGAUGAAAAUGACAACAUAGACAAUUUCAAAAGAGAACAAAAAAUGGCAGACAUGAAACAGAAUGUUCAAGGGAUUCUCCGAAACUUCAAAAACUUGUUCAACGAAGCCCGAGAAAGAGCAUCUAAAGCCCUUGGCUUUGCAAAACUACUAAGGAAAGACUUGGAAAUAGCUGCUGAUUUCAACAUCACUGUGACCACUAAAGAGCUUCUGACCAAACUAAUGGAAACAGACCAUGUGCAGCUGGUGGCCCCGUUGAGUGCCGGCUACAUGAUGUUUGUCCCCAGCAGCAUCAUCUCCAAUGAGCGUCUGAUCUACCAACUGCUGAAUGUGACCUCGGGGCGAGAGGGUGCCACGGAGCUGACGGCAAAGGAAGAGGGCUACCUGCUGAUGAUGCGUUGUGAAAGUGGCACGGACCAGGUCAAAGAGUGCCCGCGGUGGCCUGGCCAGCCUGUGCAUGUGGAGCCUACCGCUGAGACGGCCAUCGCUCUCUCCCACAUAGAGGUGAUGGGUCUAUUGUUUGUAGUAACCCACUCCGGCACCCUGGCUAAUCAGAGGAAGUACUUUCAAAACAGUAUGGGUAGCUGUUUGCAGCUGGUUAAUGAACAGACCUCCUGCCAUCAGUCCAUCGCUGAGUCACUCUCAGAGUUAAAGACCAAUGCGAUUGAGUUGAUGGCCAAGCUGGCCCAGGCCAUCCAGCAGGUGAAUGAGAAGCUCAACUUCAACGAGGUCAUCCAACAUGAGGAGAGCAUUCUCAAGCUCUACAGGGAGACCAUGCUCAAGAUCUAUGACUUUGGUUUUGAGUAUCAGAAAGAGCUGAUGCGUUUAAUUUGCCGUGACCAGCGAGAAAAGCAGUGCCUGAUGAUUGUCGCCUUUGCCAAGGACUGGAUGAGCUUUGUCAUCAACAAGUGUGAAAUGGGCAGGGGAACAAGGCCACGUUGGGCCACAACCGGAUUGGAGUUCAUUUCCUUAGCUUGUGAUCCAAAGAAUGUAGUCUGUCUGACAGACCAGCAGUUUCAGGAAUUUCAAAAAAGAAUUGAUGAUGCCUUGACCCACAUCAUUGGCUCCACUGACAAUCGCUCUACAGGCCCAGGAAUGUCCUUGAGCAAGAGCAAUCUGGACCUCCGAGGUGGCGUCCCAUCGAUGCUGCGCUUGGCGUCUUGUCCAGAGAAGAGUCGAAUCAACCGUUCUUUUUCCACGCAGUCAGCCAACAGUGAUUCUGUUGUUGGCUUGGGCCAUCCACACUCCUCGUCUUCUGUGAGCUCCACUCCGUCUACCCUCGGCAGUUCUUUUUUUGGAGACCACCGAGGCAACCGCCACUCUAUCCCUGAGCUUCCGGAAAUUUCUGUAGUGGAUUCGGACGAUGGCAGAAUUAUCUUGGAGCUGCCGCAGUCUCGCAGGGGCUCCCGAGGUCAGCUGAGCACUGCCCUAAGUGGAGAUGUGUACAGGUCAAAGCCUCGCACGGAACGCCUUCGCAUCAGUAUUGAGAAGUUGGAGGCGGACCGUGAGCAGAAGUUGAGGACAAAGCGCAUCAUUGGCAAUGUGUCUGGUCGUGUCCAUGAGCCGGACAUUCGUAUGAAUGUAAGACGUGUCAAUUUUAGAUGGCAACGAGGCUUCAAAAUAGGUGAAGGCCAGUUUGGAAAAGUGUACACUGCAGUCAACAUGAUCACUGGAGAAUUAAUGGCCAUGAAGGAGAUGAAGUUCCAGCCCAAUGACCAGCAGUGGCUCAAGGAAACCUGUGAUGAGAUCAAAAACUUUGAGGGCAUCAACCACAAGAACUUGGUCAAGUACUAUGGUGUGGAGGUGCACAAGGAUGAGAUGCUGAUGUUUAUGGAGUACUGCGACUCUGGCUCUAUCGAGGAGGUGGCACGCAUCGGUCUGCCUGAGUACAUGAUCCGUCGCUACACUAAGGAGAUAGUACUGGCUGUGGCUCACCUCCAUGAGAAUAAUAUAGUCCACAGGGACAUAAAAGGUGCCAACAUCUUUCUGACAUCUCAGGGUCAUGUCAAAUUAGGCGACUUUGGCUGCUCUGUUAAAUUGAAGAACCAGCAAACAAUGCCUGGAGAGAACGUGAAUUUAGUUGGAACAACAGCGUACAUGGCCCCUGAAGUGAUCACACAGAGUGUACCAGAGGGCUAUGGCCGGGCAGCUGACAUCUGGUCUCUUGGUUGUGUUGUUAUAGAGAUGGCCACAGGAAAGCGGCCAUGGCAUGAGCUGGAGCAUAACCUGCAGGUGAUGUUCAAGGUGGGCACCGGCCACAGCCCGCCCAUCCCAGAGUGCCUCAGCCGGGAAGGCAAGAAUUUCCUGUCCUGCUGCCUGGUGCAUGACCCUGCUGGUCGCUUAACGGCUGCCCAGCUGUUGGACCACAUGUUUGUUAAGUGUUAUGAUGACGUGGAUAAUGACAGCGACAGUAGCAGCUCCUGAAGUGUGGCAGCAGCAAGACAACUGAGGGAUUGCUGCUUCUCCUCCUGCUGCGGCUUCUUCCUGACCCGAUACCGUCUCUAGCACUGUGUCAAAGUUUUGCCGGCUGCAGUGACCAGAAGAAGGGCUGGGUCUUGUGGCAUAAAAUUGGGGACAAUGGGCUGUAAUCAUUCUGCAUCUUGCCCAUGCGAGUCCUUUAUUUGGCCUUUCACUGACUUGUUGUUAGUAGUUCUCUCCUUCUGGAUGGGUAGGGCUGCGGUAACCAGGUGAAGCUGAAACAGCUGAAGAACUGCUGGGACUGUUUACAAACACAAUGCAGUUGAGUAAGUUAUAUUCCCUGUUUCCCCCAUUCUUUUUGGUAGCUUCACAGCUGACACAAGGUACUUAAUCCACAUUGAACAGCUAGAACAGCAAUCUGCAUUUUGGUUUCCUGCUGCAGCAGGUUCUCACUCUUUGUGGGAGACAAUUACUUUGAGUUAGGAGGAGGGUAGGGUUUUUUUUUCUUUCAGAUACAUAUAUGACAAUUGAUUAGUGUUUCGAUUACCUCAUUGCCUGUUCAAAGUACCAUGGCGCUUUCAGUUGGUUUUUGCCAUGUGUGAUGUAUAAUACUUUUGUGAAAGUCUUGAUGUUGUGUCAAAUGAGGAACUGCAGGAGGCUCCAUUCCUGUCGACAUCAGGCCUCCUAAGUGUUUUGCAUGUAGCCACACAUUUCUGGUCACAAGAAAUCAAGUCUAAUGGCUUCAUUCUGAAUAGUCUUGUCUAGCAAAUUCGGGAAUAGGGGCAAUUUACUACUGCAAUGGUCAGGGUAGAGUUCACAGUUCGAUGUGAUCCCGCCUGGAGCGAAUUAAUAGGCCCUACCCACCCAGCGAGUGGUGUAAGUUUAAGUGGCGAGCUCAGCUGCGAAUGCGAUGUUUGGGGUAAACAAACGUGUCUGCCAGUUCACACCUUGGUGUAAUCCCGUUGGGGGCAAAAAUUGUACCAUUUCAUCGAGCUUUACAACUUUUAUGUAAUCACAUUCACGAGAGUAGGUGAUCUUUAAUGCGACGGGCAGUUCAAUGAUCUAAACUUUUCACUCUUGGUUGAUCGGCUGUGCCCACCCGUGUUUUUUCCCCCGUAAAUUAUGGUCUGAAAUGGGUGAUCUUAGCCAAACGUUGACCGUCAGAGUGAAUCAGAAAGGGAUCUUAGGGGCGACUUUUGUUUAGUACAAAUUCUGUUUUUUUUAAACUGCGGGAUCUUAAGCGAUUGUAAGCGGUGGGAUCUUAGGCAGAGACUACUGUAUUAGGAAACUGCAAAUUAAAAUUUUUUUCCCCUUUGAUCACCGUUUUUCAGGAAAAUCGACAUGGAAAUGUGUUUUGAAAAUUUGAAAACAAUUGCCCAUCGGUCAAAAAAAUGCCCGUUUCCUUAAUUUCAGUAUUUUGACGAGCGCCUGAUUUCACCCCGAUGCCUCACAUAUUGUUUUUACAAACUCCUUUUAAGAUAAAUGUACCUGAUGUAAGCUAAAAUCUUUUAAAGUCUGCUUUUAAGCUGAUAGGCUGAAAUGUUAUCAAUGUGUUAGGCCUAUCUAUUUACCAACUUUUAUAGUGUGCUCUGUUGUUUUGUUCAAAAUGAGAAAGUUUAAAAAAAGACAACAGAAUUUAUGACAAUGAGUCAUAGUUGUAUGUUUGAUCUUAUAAACAAAUUUCUUGUUUUAGUGAAAGUUAAAAUAGCAAUGGGAGAAAAAUGGGGCAGGUGACUAUAUGACUUUCAAGAAGUUUUAUUAUGCAGUUGCGAGCACCGUAAAACCUCUACUAAAACUAAACUAAGAGGUGAGGGUCUUUUUGGUACAGUUUUUUCAAAGUUUGAAAGUCUCUUGAUCAAAGAAAUCUCAUACAAGUUGCCAUUCCCUGAAUGGUAGCUCUUUAAUGUUUUGUUUUGUGGAUUAACCAGAAUUAUGAAUGUGUUGAAAACAUUUGUCAAGCCUCAACUUAUUAUCCGUACCCGACUGUAUUUUUGUUUUUCUCGGGAUACAGAUGAAUGGGAGGGGGGAUGCAAUGGAAUUUGACAUUCUCUUUUAUCGAGCACAACGAGACAAUAGAUUGUGCUCACAGAAUAUAGCUCAGGAUUUAAAAUUUGGCUCUGAAGGGUGGGGGGGAUUUUUUUUCUAUCAUAAUGAUAGUUACAAUCUGAAAGAGUCCUGUUGGAUAAACUCUGCCUUUUUUUAUUUGAUAUUAUGAGACAAUGGUAUUAUAAUUAUAGUCAACUCCACUUGUGGUUGCUUGAGUUGAUCUUUGGUAAAGUUUUUUUAAUGUUCUCGGGUCCCAGCAUCUCUUCUUCUUUACAUUUGUCAAAGUCCAAACAGUUGAGUUCUAGCACCAUGAAGAUUGAGUUGAAGUGCCUAUUUUUACCCCUGGCUGCAAGUAUGCUACGGCUAAAUUGAUUUUUUUUUUCAAAGUAAAUUUUUAAAAACUUUUUUUUCGCAUUGUCGGAUGUUACAAAGCAGUUGUGACACAAGUGAUGCUUAACAUCAAUACAAUCGUGUUGAGCGAUUACAAUAGGCCUUCAUAGUACUAGUACCUUACCUCGAUGUACUGGUGAGGGGAGCACCAGUAGCGGACGUGUGUGGCAUUACACCAUGAUGACAAUGUCCGUUAUCGCUUCGUCUCUCUUCAAGGCGGAAGAGUAUACGGCACACUGCAAAACAAAGAGUAAUACAGUGAAACCUCAGUUCAGCACUCUCGGCUAAAACAUACUCGCUGCUGUAAUGUGAACUUUGUUUAUUUCUUUAAAAGCUAUCUAAAACCUAUCUUUGGAAAGCAUACAUUUUACUACAACAUUCACAUUUCAUGGGAGUUAAGAGAUCUAGACUUUGCUUACAAUUACAAUGCUCAAUGGACACUUUGAGAGUAAAGAAAAUUAAAAAAAUAAAAAA